Messenger RNA from Puma concolor (puma), 1881 nucleotides. Lineage: Eukaryota; Metazoa; Chordata; Mammalia; Carnivora; Felidae. The record is from RefSeq and is a predicted model, not a curated record.
AUGUGCUGCACGUGGGUGAACCCGGAGGACGUGAUGCUGAGUGACAUAAGCCUGUCGCAGGGGGACAAAUACUGGAUGAUUCGACUCACAAGAGAGCAGCAAAGAGUGAUGCUUCUCAGCAGGUCCCCCUCCGGGCCCAAGAAGUACUUCCCCAUCCCCGUGGCGCACCUGGAGGAGGAGAUCCGCGUCCGGUCGGCGGAUGACUGCAAGCGCUUUCGGGAGGAGUUCAACUCGUUGCCAUCUGGACACAUACAAGGAACUUUUGAACUGGCCAAUAAAGAAGAAAAUAGAGAAAAAAACAGAUAUCCCAACAUCCUUCCCAAUGAUCAUUCCAGGGUGAUUCUGAGCCAAGUGGACGGAGCCCCCUGUUCAGACUAUAUUAAUGCUUCGUACAUAGAUGGUUACAAGGAGAAGAAUAAAUUCAUAGCGGCUCAAGGUAAGCUUCUUGCUGUUCUUUUCAAAACGGGAUUUUGUCUGUCCAAGCUGUCCCUGAGCAGGGGCCACACAGGGGUGUCCCGAAUCUCACAGAGCCUUGCGAUUCGAGGCUGGCGCUCCAUUGACCCCGAGUGUCAGCAUGUCCUGGGAGCUGCUCAGACGUGCUACGUUCACACCUGCCUCUCACAGCUCCCCGAUGGCUGCAAAGCCCCGCGGCUGGUCUCCCAGCUGCACUUCACCAGCUGGCCCGACUUUGGAGUGCCUUUCACCCCCAUCGGGAUGCUGAAGUUCCUGAAGAAAGUGAAGGCCCUCAACCCCGCCCAUGCCGGGCCCAUAGUGGUCCACUGCAGCGCCGGUGUGGGCCGGACGGGCACCUUCAUAGUGAUCGAUGCCAUGAUGGACAUGAUGCACGCUGAGCACAAGGUCGACGUCUUCGACUUCGUGUCGAGAAUCCGCAACCAGCGUCCUCAGAUGGUUCAAACAGAUAUGCAGUACACGUUCAUCUACCAAGCCUUACUGGAGUACUACCUCUACGGGGACACCGAGCUGGAUGUGUCCUCUCUGGAAAACCACCUGCAGACGCUGCACGGCACCUCCACCCACUUCGACAAGAUCGGGCUGGAGGAGGAGUUCAGGAAACUGACAAAUGUCCGGAUCAUGAAGGAGGACAUGAGGACAGGCAACCUGCCGGCCAACAUGAAGAAGGCCAGAGUCAUCCAGAUCAUUCCGUAUGACUUCAAUCGGGUGAUCCUUUCCAUGAAAAGGGGUCAAGAAUACACAGACUACAUCAACGCCUCCUUUAUCGACGGCUACCGACAGAAGGACUAUUUCAUCGCCACCCAGGGGCCCCUGGCGCACACGGUGGAAGACUUCUGGCGGAUGGUCUGGGAGUGGAAGUGCCACACGGUCGUGAUGCUGACGGAGGUCCAGGAGCGAGAGCAGGAUAAAUGCUACCAGUAUUGGCCAACAGAGGGCUCAGUGACUCACGGCGAAAUAACAAUCGAAAUAAAAAGCGACACGCUUUCCGAAGCCAUCAGCAUACGGGACUUCCUGGUCACUUUCAAUCAGCCCCUGGCCCGCCAGGAGGAGCAGACCCGACUGGUGCGCCAGUUCCACUUCCACGGUUGGCCCGAGAUCGGGAUCCCGGCGGAGGGCAAAGGCAUGCUCGACCUCAUCGCGGCCGUGCAGAAGCAGCAGCAACAGACCGGCAACCACCCCAUCACUGUGCACUGCAGUGCUGGAGCCGGGCGAACAGGUACAUUCAUCGCGCUCAGCAACAUUCUGGAACGAGUGAAAGCCGAGGGCCUUUUAGACGUAUUCCAAGCUGUGAAGAGUUUACGACUUCAGAGACCGCAUAUGGUGCAAACCCUGGAACAGUAUGAAUUCUGCUACAAAGUGGUACAAGAUUUUAUUGAUAUAUUUUCUGAUUAUGCUAAUUUCAAAUGA